AAUAAGAUCUCCUGGCACGGUCGCGGAGGGCGGGCCGUGGACCCUCCGGUAUAAGGCGGUCCCGGGGGAGUGCGGGGAAGGGGGGGUCUCGGCGGCUGGAGGAGUAGGUGCGGGUGAAGAUGGCGGCAGCCGAGGCCGCGAACUGCAUCAUGGAGAAUUUUGUAGCCACCUUGGCUAAUGGGAUGAGCCUCCAGCCGCCUCUUGAAGAAGUCUCCUGUGGCCAGGCAGAAAGCAGCGAGAAGCCCAACGCUGAGGACAUGACGUCCAAAGAUUACUACUUUGACUCCUACGCUCACUUCGGGAUCCACGAGGAGAUGCUGAAAGACGAGGUGCGCACCCUCACGUAUCGCAACUCCAUGUUUCACAAUCGGCACCUCUUCAAGGACAAGGUGGUGCUGGACGUGGGCUCGGGCACGGGGAUCCUCUGCAUGUUUGCUGCCAAGGCUGGGGCCCGGAAGGUCAUCGGGAUCGAGUGUUCCAGUAUCUCUGACUAUGCGGUGAAGAUCGUCAAAGCCAACAAGUUAGACCAUGUGGUGACCAUCAUCAAGGGGAAGGUGGAGGAGGUGGAGCUUCCGGUGGAGAAGGUGGACAUCAUCAUCAGCGAGUGGAUGGGCUACUGCCUCUUCUAUGAGUCGAUGCUCAACACCGUUCUCUAUGCCCGAGACAAGUGGCUGGCGCCCGAUGGCCUCAUUUUCCCAGACCGAGCCACGCUGUACGUGACGGCCAUCGAGGACCGGCAGUACAAAGACUACAAGAUCCACUGGUGGGAGAACGUGUACGGCUUUGACAUGUCUUGCAUCAAAGACGUGGCCAUCAAGGAGCCCCUGGUGGACGUGGUGGACCCCAAGCAGCUGGUCACCAAUGCCUGCCUCAUAAAGGAGGUGGACAUCUACACCGUGAAGGUGGAGGACCUGACCUUCACCUCCCCCUUCUGCCUGCAAGUGAAGCGCAACGACUACGUGCACGCGCUGGUGGCCUACUUCAACAUCGAGUUCACCCGCUGCCACAAGAGGACGGGCUUCUCCACCAGCCCCGAGUCCCCGUACACGCACUGGAAGCAGACCGUGUUCUACAUGGAGGACUACCUGACGGUGAAGACGGGCGAGGAGAUCUUCGGCACCAUCGGCAUGCGGCCCAACGCCAAGAACAACCGCGACCUGGACUUCACCAUUGACCUGGACUUCAAGGGCCAGCUGUGCGAGCUGUCCUGCUCCACCGACUACCGGAUGCGCUGAGGCGGCGCUGGGUCCUCCCACCCCAGCCGAGCCGGCCCUGCACGGGCCCAGGGGCUGUGGCGUUCUUAGGUGGUUUCGGGGCUCCCCCUUUCUCCCUCAGAAGGGAGUUUUAGGGGCCUGGGUCUGGGAAGGGGGGUGGGAGGGGGAGGGCACAUCGUGACUGUGUUUUUCAUAACUUAUGUUUUUAUAUGGUUGCAUUUACGCCAAUAAAUCCUCAGCUGGGA
Pteropus alecto (black flying fox) is the source of this 1459-nucleotide messenger RNA. It is a transcript of the gene PRMT1, whose product is annotated as protein arginine methyltransferase 1. Gene Ontology annotation, molecular function: protein-arginine N-methyltransferase activity. The transcript is spliced from 11 exons. The coding region runs from base 120 to 1235 and encodes 371 amino acids. Gene Ontology annotation, cellular component: nucleus. The record is from RefSeq and is a predicted model, not a curated record. Lineage: Eukaryota; Metazoa; Chordata; Mammalia; Chiroptera; Pteropodidae.